AUGGGUCUCGAGGGUACAAACGAAAUCGAUAUCGAAUGGAGUAAAUGUGAACAAACUGAUUCAGAUGUAAUUAAUCUUAGCUCUAUUGUUUUCCCGAGAAACAAAGGUGGUCUGGUUGUUUCAGAUAAGAAGAAACACUAUUUGAAUGGCACUUAUACCAUGAAUACAUUCACUUGGUCUCAUCAAGGUGUGAAAACUGAAUACUAUCACGGGCGCACAACUGAUGAUCAAAACAAGUUCUUCGAAUGGGAAACUCCUCAUCAUUUUGCCGAUUCUUGUCCGAGAACUCCUGUACCUAUAGACAUGAAUGUUUGA
Molecule: messenger RNA, 315 nt
Organism: Rotaria socialis
Lineage: Eukaryota; Metazoa; Rotifera; Eurotatoria; Philodinida; Philodinidae
Source: the annotation of a GenBank genome assembly